AUCGCCUGUUUUCUCUCUCCAGCUCGUGCCUAGGCCACGACGGCGCCCCUCUUUGGCUGACCGGCGGCCAACACCCAGCCCUGAGGCUGGAAACUUCCGGGCUCUCGGCUCUCUCCCGUCGGGGGAGAGAGCGACUCCACCUACCCAUAACCUCCUGUUGGAGUCAAAUAUAUUCACGCCUCCACGGGUCAACAACGAGCAAGGCCCAUUACAAAGUGAGGUCCGCAAGGGGCGCGAGAUCAUCUCCCUGUCCCUGGUGCUUGGUCAGAGCGGAGGCGGAGCGCAGCCAGACGGGGCUGCCAGCUCCUAUCCCAGCCCGCGAGGGGGCGCCGCGUCCCCAUGACAACGCGGACACCCCACCCCACCCCCCAGCCUCCCCGGAGGGCAGCGCCCCCAGCUAAACAGACGUGGUGACCGUAGGCGGUGCUCCCACAGUGCCCGAGCGGGGAGCUGCCUGUCGGCCCCAGGGAAGGGCGCGCGUAGCUGGGGUCCCCGACGCCCCAGGUGGUGCCCCCCGCGUGUCGCUGUUGGGUGGCCGGCCCGGGGCGGGCGGCGGGGCCCCAACAGGAUUGGCUGCUUCCCCGUGACAUCACGCGGCUCGGGGAAAAGUGCGAGCGUGAGCGCGAGUCGAAGCCACAGCGCUGGGAGCUGCGGGCGGAGCAGGGGCCGCCCCUCGGCUCCCCGUCCCCGCCCUCGGCCCCGGCCCGGCCGUCCGCCCCGCCCGCGGGACCGCCCGUUUGUCCCGCUGUCCGUCAGGUGCGAGGGAAGCGGGGCGGAGGUGUCUGAUACUGCCGGCCCACUCCUGCUAACCAAAAUGGCGAACUUCACACCAGUCAAUGGCAGCUCCAGCAACCAGUCUGUGCGCCUGGUCACAUCAACCCAUAACCGCUAUGAGACAGUGGAGAUGAUAUUUAUUGCCACAGUGACAGGUUCCCUGAGCCUGGUAACUGUUGUGGGCAACAUCCUGGUGAUGCUGUCUAUCAAAGUCAACAGGCAGCUGCAGACAGUCAACAACUACUUCCUCUUCAGCCUGGCAUGUGCUGAUCUCAUCAUAGGCGCUUUCUCCAUGAACCUCUAUACGGUGUACAUCAUCAAGGGCUAUUGGCCUCUGGGUGCCGUGGUCUGUGACCUGUGGCUGGCCCUGGACUAUGUGGUGAGCAAUGCCUCUGUCAUGAACCUUCUCAUCAUCAGCUUUGACAGGUACUUUUGUGUCACCAAGCCCCUCACUUACCCAGCCCGGCGCACCACCAAGAUGGCAGGCCUCAUGAUUGCUGCUGCCUGGGUCCUGUCCUUUGUGCUCUGGGCACCUGCCAUCUUGUUCUGGCAGUUUGUGGUGGGCAAGCGGACAGUGCCAGACAACCAGUGCUUCAUCCAGUUCCUGUCCAACCCAGCAGUGACCUUUGGCACAGCCAUCGCUGCCUUCUACCUGCCCGUGGUCAUCAUGACAGUGCUCUACAUUCACAUCUCCUUGGCCAGUCGCAGCCGAGUUCACAAGCACCGGCCUGAAGGCCUGAAGGAGAAGAAAGCCAAGACUCUGGCCUUCCUCAAAAGCCCCCUGAUGAAACAGAGCAUCAAGAAGUCCCCACUAGGGGAAGCUGCUCAAGAGGAGCUACGCAAUGGGAAGUUAGAGGAGGCCCCUCCGCCAGGUCUUCUACCUCCACCAUGUCCACUGGCUGACAAGGACACUUCCAAUGAGUCCAGCUCGGGCAGUGCCACUCAGAACAACAAGGAACGGCCACUCACAGAGCUGUCAACCACGGAGGCCACCACACCUGCCACGCCUGCCCAUCCCCUACAGCCACGGGCCCUCAACCCGGCCUCCAAAUGGUCCAAGAUUCAGAUUGUGACGAAGCAGACGGGCAACGAGUGUGUGACAGCCAUCGAGAUCGUGCCUGCCAUGCCAGCUGGCAUGCGUCCUGCAGCCAAUGUGGCCCGCAAGUUUGCCAGCAUUGCCCGCAACCAGGUGCGCAAGAAGCGGCAGAUGGCGGCUCGGGAGCGCAAGGUGACCCGGACCAUCUUUGCCAUUCUGCUGGCCUUCAUCCUCACCUGGACACCCUACAAUGUCAUGGUCCUGGUGAACACCUUCUGCCAGAGCUGCAUCCCUGACACAGUGUGGUCCAUUGGCUACUGGCUCUGCUACGUCAACAGCACCAUCAACCCUGCCUGCUAUGCUCUCUGCAAUGCCACCUUUAAAAAGACCUUCAGGCACCUGCUGCUGUGUCAGUAUCGGAACAUCGGCACUGCCAGGUAGACAGAAGGGGGCCAUGGGUUGCAGUGAGUGCUGAGCCAUGUGGUCUCCCACGAGGCUGUUGGGAGAGAUUUGGAAGCAGCUCUCUGUAUUUGUGUUCACUGAAGAGAACUGAGGUCCCCAACACCUUGUGAAGCUCUGGAAGAGGCUCUGG
Molecule: messenger RNA, 2402 nt
Organism: Manis pentadactyla (Chinese pangolin)
Lineage: Eukaryota; Metazoa; Chordata; Mammalia; Pholidota; Manidae
Gene: CHRM4
Product: cholinergic receptor muscarinic 4
Exons: 2
Coding region: 815-2251 (478 amino acids)
Biological process (GO): adenylate cyclase-inhibiting G protein-coupled acetylcholine receptor signaling pathway; chemical synaptic transmission; G protein-coupled receptor signaling pathway, coupled to cyclic nucleotide second messenger
Cellular component (GO): plasma membrane; dendrite; synapse
Molecular function (GO): G protein-coupled acetylcholine receptor activity; G protein-coupled serotonin receptor activity
Source: RefSeq, a predicted model, not a curated record